This is a messenger RNA of Alternaria burnsii, 495 nucleotides long. RefSeq lists its product as uncharacterized. Lineage: Eukaryota; Fungi; Ascomycota; Dothideomycetes; Pleosporales; Pleosporaceae. The record is from RefSeq and is a predicted model, not a curated record. The transcript has 2 exons. Bases 1 to 495 code for a protein of 164 amino acids.
AUGGCCCACAAAGUUGUGUCAGACCAUGAGAUGACGAAGUCACCGUCAGUCGUCAUCCGCCAAAGCCUGUUGAACAGCGAUUCGAACGGCGAUGAGGGACAAGAGCACAUAAACGAGGACGCACGCGACGUAGUGACGCCCUUGAAGCGCGAUCACGCAAAGCUUCGCGAUUUGCUGCGAUCAUUUCACGUGCAGUUCAUCGAAACUAUACUUAAUAAAGUCACUGCCUCCUCUUGGAGGGCGGGCACAGAGAAGCGCAAAUAUGCUAUCCAUUGCAAUCGCAGAAUUGCUGCGAGCUACAGCUUGCUGCACCUUGUGCCUGUGGCUGGCGCUGUCACACUCCUUUGCCUUCAAUGUACAAACUAUUGGGUCAGUUCGUUACGAGAUGACGCUGCUACGUUGCAAUUUGCUGCGAAGUUCCAUGAGUUAGCUAUGCAAUCCUCAAUUGUUGAGAUUCUGCUUUGCCUAAUCCGCAUGGAGCUGGUCAACACGUAA